UACGGUACUGUGGCAUAAUGUAGUUCACCUCCUUGGUAAUGACACAUCGAUAGCAGCGCAUGUUUUUCCACACGGUGAAUGGCUUUUUAUUUUAGGCAAGAAGUUUGCGCAGAAUAGUAAAGUUUAUGAUAUCGUUUUUUUUUAAAAAACACUGUCCCGCAGGAUUGAACUUUUCAGAAGUGUAUUUUCUGUCCUUCGUUUUUUCCGAUUUAUGGAUGGAAUUGAUUGACAACAGACAAUAAUCCUGCGUGCUUAUUUUAUUCAUGUGUGUGUGCUGGUGACCGGUUACCAUGGAGAAGCAGGCGGUGCAGAGGGCCAGAGAGGCUUUCCUCGCUGGGAGGUCGCGACCCCUGGAGUUCAGAGUUCAGCAGCUCAAGUCUCUCCAGAGGAUGAUCACAGACAGACAGGGAGAGAUCGCCACCGCCCUCAAACAGGACAUCAACAGGAGCCAGUACGACACCCCACUGUUUGAGUUGAUCGGCCUGGAGAAUGAGAUCAGCCUGGCUGUGUCGAAGCUGGCCCAGUGGGCUGCUCCUCGGCCUGUAGAGAGGAACCUCCUCACCAUCUCAGACCAGGCGUACAUCCAGCCGGAGCCCCUGGGAGUGGUCCUCAUUAUCGGGGCCUGGAACUACCCCUGGGCCCUAACCCUGCAGCCCCUGGUCGGGGCUAUCGCUGCAGGCAAUGCAGCUGUGGUGAAGCCGUCUGAGCUGAGUGUAUACUCAGCUAGUCUCCUCAAAGCUCUGCUCCCACGAUAUCUGGACCAGGAGCUGUACCCUGUAGUGUGUGGGGGCGUGUCAGAGACUCAGGAGUUGCUGCGUCAGCGUUUCGACCACGUCUUCUACACAGGGAACAGCACUGUGGGUAAACUGGUGAUGGAGGCAGCAGCCCGACACCUCACCCCCGUGACCCUGGAGCUAGGGGGGAAGAGCCCCUGUUAUAUCGAUAAGGACGUCGACCUCAGAGUCGCAUGCCGGCGUAUCACGUGGGGGAAGUUUGUGAACUGUGGUCAGACGUGCAUCGCCCCAGACUACAUCCUGUGUGAACCCAGCAUCCAGAACAGAGUGGUGGAGGGCAUCCGGCAGACACUACUGGAGUUUUAUGGGCCUGACCCCAAAUCCUCCCCUGACUACGGCCGCAUCAUCAACCAGCGCCACUUCAACCGCUUGAUGACUCUACUGGAGGGCUACACGGCAACAGUAGGGGGGCAGAGUGACUCAUCACAGCGCUACAUUGCCCCCACGGUGGUGAAGGACGUGCCCCCCCAGGCUAGGCUGAUGCAGGAGGAGAUCUUCGGGCCCCUGUUGCCCAUAGUGACCGUCAGCGACAUAGAUGACGCCAUCCACUUCAUCAACGAGAGAGAGAAGCCCCUGGCGCUCUACCUCUUCUCCUCCAACAAGAAGGUGAUAAAGCGAAUGCUGGCUGAGACUACCAGUGGCGGGGUGACAGUCAACGACGUUAUUAUGCACUACACCCUCAACUCUCUGCCCUUUGGGGGUGUAGGUCAGAGUGGAACAGGAAGGUAUCAUGGGAAGCACACCUUUGACCAGUUCAGCCAUCAUCGGGCGUGUCUGGUCAAGUCCCUGGGCAUGGAGGAGGUCCACAUGGUGCGGUAUCCACCCCAGAACCACCAGAAGGUUCGCAGGGUCAGGCUGGCCAUGAGGACUCCACUGGUCGACUUUUCCAAGGGCACCUACAUCUGGGCCGUCACGGCGUCCAUUGUGGCUCUGGGACUCCUGGUCGCCCUGACUGUGAUUCUAAUACUAGCGGCCGGUGUCAGCUGCACCUGUUUGUGAUUGAUGGAUAGACACAGUGAAGUUAAGGUUGCACAUUUUGGUAACUUCCCCAAAAUCUACCGGUAUUCCAGAAAUCCCUACUGGAGGAUUUCGGAUUUCCUGCUUCUUCCCUUAUGAUUCCGGGAAUCUUCCUACCUUUCUCAGGAAAACCUGGUAAUUUUGGGAAAGAGUAGAGACACCAUGGACUGUGGUAUUAACACAUUAAUGUCAAGUCAUUAUGUGAUUAUUGUUGCAUCCUAUCUCUCCCCUCUCUCUCCUUCUCUCUGUUCUCUCUCUCUCUCUGUCCUCUCUCUCGUUCUCUCUCUCUCUCCUUCUCUCUGUUCUCUCUCUCCUUUUCUCUGUUCUCUCUCUCUCCUCUCUCCCCUCUUUCUCCUUCUCUCUGUCCUCUCUGUCCUCUCUCUCCUUCUCUCUGUCCUCUCUCUCCUCUCUGUUCUCUCUCCUCUCCUCUGUCCUCUCUCUCCUUCUCUCAGGUCUCUCUCCUCUCCUCUUUCCUCUCUGUCCUCUCUGUCCUCUCUCCUUCUCUCCCCUCUCUCUCCUCUCUCCUAUAUCUCUCCCCUCUCUCCUCUCCUCUUUCCUCUCUCCUCUCCUCUGUCCUCUCUCUCCUCUCCGUUCUCUCUCAUCUAUCGCUCCCCCCUGUCCCCUCUCUCCUUUUCUCUGUCCUCUCUCCUUCUCUCCAUUUUCUCUCUCUCUCCCCUCACUCCCCUCUCUCUCUCCUCUCUCCGUUCUCUCUGUUCUCUCUCCUAUAUCUCUCCAUCACCCUCCUGAAGUUGUUGUGUAGACAGUAGACAUACAGUGCAUUCAGAAUGUUUCAGACUCCUUAACUUUUUCCACAUUUUGUUACGUUACAGCCUUAUUCUAAAAUGUAUUACAUUUUCCCUCAUCAAUCUACACAUAAUACCCCAUAAUGACAAAGCAAAAACAGGUUUUUAAUUUGUUACAAAUGUAUAAAAAAACAACUGAAAUAUCACAUUUACAGAAGUAUUUCGAACCUUUACUCAGUAUUUUGUUGAAGCACCUUUGGCAGCGAUUACAGCCUCAAGUCUUCUUGGGUAUGACGCUACAAGCUACACCUGUAUUUGGGGAGUUUCUCCCAUUCUUCUCUGCAGAUCCUCUCAAUCUCUGUCAGGUUGGAUGGGGAGCGUCGCUGCACAGCUAUUUUCAGGUCUCUCCAGAGAUGUUCAAGUCCGGGUUCUGGCUGGGCCACUCAAGGACAUUCAGCGACUUGUCCUGAAGCUACUCCUGCAUUCUCUUGGCUGUGUGCUUAGGGUCGUUGUCUUGUUGGACGGUGAACCUUCACCCCAGUCUGAGGUCCUGAGUGCUCUGGAGCAGGUUUUCAUCAAGGAUCUCUCUGUGCUUUGCUCUCCAUUCAGUUUUCCCUCAAUCUCUCAGUCCCUGCUGCUGAAAAACACCCCCACAGCAUGAUGCCGCCACCACCAUGCUUCAUCGUAGGUAUUGUGGGAGAAUUAUAUACAUGAUUUGAUAACAAAAGAGAAAAGGUACACUUAUGGGUGCAUUCCAUGUUCUGGUAAAAUGCAUUUUCUAUUGUAUAGGGCAGGAAGAAGUUAAAGGUUAUAGGGGACACUAAAAAUGCAGACACAUAGACGCUUAGGCUAGCUGGACAUUCAAGGAUCAAAGAGGUUGCCUAAGGACGGGGUCAGCCAAAUGACUGUAACUGAUGGAUUGCAGGCAUCAGUCACAUCACAGGGGAAACACAAGUCUGUUUGAUCUUAGACAACCAUAUGAAAAGAAGGUGACCAGAACAAAUGGGAACCCUAAAGCUAAAUGAGAUGAAAGACACAUACAAUAGGGACACAGAGUUAAUUACAGGGUCUGAGCACAGGCCACAGGAAGGGAGGAUGUAUAUUAUCUUUAGGUCAAAGGAAAGGUCUUGACAUCAUAUAAUCUGACUGGAAGCAGAUGUGGGCGUUAUUGAGCUGAACAAGCAGGGCGCACAGAUUGGAAUGAAACGUAAUUUACAUAUGGGAUGGGCUCAUAUGCAAUAUGUGGAUAAAUACCGGAGCCAGGGCUCUGGAAAAGGGGUGUGUUCCGCGGAUCACUCCGGCUUAUGAUACGGGUGUAUUAAAAGUCUAUAUUGAUUUUCACAAAGUUCCUGGUCGUGUCGUAUUUGAACUGAUUUGCCACUACAGUAUUGUGCCAGGUUUCCUCCUGUGACGCUUGGCAUUCAGGCCAAAAUCAGGCUAAAGAGUUCAAUGUUGGUUUCAUCAGACCAGAUAAUCUAGUUUCUCAUGGUCUGAGUGUCCUUUAGGUGCCUUUUGACAAACUCCAAGCGGGCUGUCAUGUGCCUUUAACUGAGGAGUGGCUUCCAUCUGGCCACUCUACCAUAAAGGCCUGAUUGGUGGAGUGCUGUCAGAGUGAACUCUGACUAUCACGUUCUUGGUCACCUCUGACCAAGGCCCUUCUCCCCCGAUUGUUCAGUUUGGACUGGCGACCAGCUCUAGGAAGAGUCUUGGUGGUUCCAAACUUCUUCCAUUUAAGAUUAAUGGAGGCCACUGUGUUCCUGGGGACCUUCAAUGCUGCAGAAAUGUUUUGGUACCCUUCCCCAGAUCUGUGCCUCGACACAAUUCCUUCGACCUCAUAGCUUGGAUUUUGCUCUGACAUGCACUGUCAACUGUGGGACCUUAUAUAGACAGGUGUGUGCCUUUCCAAAUCAUGUCCAAUCAAUUGAAUUUGGACUCCAAUCAAGUAGAAACAUCUAGAAACAUCUCAAGGAUGAUGUAGAAACAUCUAGAAACAUCUAGAAACAUCUCAAGGAUGAUGUAGAAACAUCUAGAAACAUCUCAAGGAUGAUGUAGAAACAUCUCAAGGAUGAUGUAGAAACAUGUAGAAACAUCUCAAGGAUGAUGUAGAAACAUCUAGAAACAUCUCAAGGAUGAUGUAGAAACAUCUAGAAACAUCUAGAAACAUCUCAAGGAUGAUGUAGAAACAUCUAGAAACAUCUCAAGGAUGAUGUAGAAACAUAUAGAAACAUCUCAAGGAUGAUGUAGAAACAUCUAGAAACAUCUCAAGGAUGAUGUAGAAACAUCUAGAAACAUCUCAAGGAUGAUGUAGAAACAUCUCAAGGAUGAUGUAGAAACAUCUAGAAACAUCUCAAGGAUGAUGUAGAAACAUCUAGAAACAUCUCAAGGAUGAUGUAGAAACAUCUCAAGGAUGAUGUAGAAACAUCUAGAAACAUCUCAAGGAUGAUGUAGAAACAUCUAGAAACAUCUCAAGGAUGAUCAAUGGAAACAGGAUGCGGCUACAUUUCGAGUCUCAUAACAAAGGGUCUGAAUACUUAUGGUAUUUCUGUGUUUUAUUUUUAAUACAUUUGCAAAAAAUGUGUAAAAACCUGCUUCCGUGUUGUCAUUAUGGGCUAUUGUGUGUAGAUUGAUGAGGGGGGGGGAUGAUUUAAUUCCAUUUUAGAACCAGGCUGUAUCGUAUUAAAAUGUGGGAAAAGUGAAGGGGUCUGAACACUUUAGGGUUGCACAUUCUGGUAACUUUCCCCCCAAAUUCCCUUCCUGAAAUCCCUACUGGAGGAUUUCUGAUUUCUUGCUUCUUCCAUUAUGAUUCCGGGAAUCUUCCUACCGGAAAUAUUCCUACCUUUCUCAGGAAAAACUGGUAAUUUUGGGAAAGAGUAGAGACACCAAUGCAUUAUUGUCAAGGUAUUAUGUGAGUUUCUUUAGUCUGUACCUUCCAUGUCUUCAUUUUUUAAAUGACUUCUGUUGAAUGAAUUUGUAUCAAAUUAAUGUUUGACAUUUUUUUUUACGACAUUAUAUAAUACUAUUCAUGAAGUUCUCUCAUUUAACUACAGUUAAAAAGAUGAAGUAGGCUAAUCAAUGAACUACUGUAUUGAAAACCAGGUUUUUAGAGCAAAGCCUUAAUGUUCCGCACACAUAAAACGUUGGCGCAUAUGCCCCAGUGUUAGAGAAAUGUUGUUGCCUCUUUCCUUUUAAAGUGGAUGGUGGUGGUAGUUGGCACUACAUAUACAGAAAAUAGGAUACCAUUUGGGACAGACAUACCAUACGAUAUAGACUGAGUGUACAAAACAUUAGGAACACCUGCUCUUUCCAUAACACAGACUGACCAGGUGAAUCCAGGUGAAAACUAUGACCCCUUAUUGAUGUCACCUGUUAAAUCCACUUAAAAUCAGUGUAGAUGAAGGGGAGGAGACCUGGUUGAAGAAGGAUUUUUAAGCUUUGAGACAAUUGAGACAUGGAUUGUGUGUGGGUGCCAUUCAGAGGGCGGAAUGGGCAAGACAAAAGAUUUAAGUGCCUUUGAGCAGAGAAUGGUAGUAGGUGCCAAGCGCACCGGUUUGUGUCAAGAACUGCAACGUUGCUAGGCUUUUCUUUGGGACUGAGUUGGAGGGUAGUGCGUCUUUGGGACUGAGUUGAAGGGUAGCGUGUCUUUGGGACUGAGUUGGAGGGUAGCGUGUCUUUGGGACUGAGUUGGAGGGUAGCGUGUCUUUGGGACUGAGUUGGAGGGUAGUGCGUCCCUGGGACUGAGUUGGAGGGUAGCGUGUCUUUGGGACUGAGUUGGAGGGUAGCGUGUCCU
This is a messenger RNA of Oncorhynchus nerka (sockeye salmon), 6341 nucleotides long. Its product is annotated as aldehyde dehydrogenase, dimeric NADP-preferring-like. Bases 291 to 1793 code for a protein of 500 amino acids. NCBI's taxonomy places the organism in Eukaryota, Metazoa, Chordata, Actinopteri, Salmoniformes, Salmonidae. Gene Ontology annotation, molecular function: 3-chloroallyl aldehyde dehydrogenase activity; aldehyde dehydrogenase (NAD+) activity. Gene Ontology annotation, biological process: aldehyde metabolic process. Gene Ontology annotation, cellular component: cytoplasm. The record is from RefSeq and is a predicted model, not a curated record. The transcript has 11 exons.